Messenger RNA from Hyaloperonospora brassicae, 711 nucleotides. The record is from the annotation of a GenBank genome assembly. NCBI's taxonomy places the organism in Eukaryota, Oomycota, Peronosporomycetes, Peronosporales, Peronosporaceae.
AUGAUGCGCAAGGUGACGUACGAGCUGGGCCGCUGCGUCCGCGAGACGGGUCAGGCGCUCGACCGUCUCGGCCUGCGCGUCUUGAACGACAACUCGUUCAAGGAAAAGUUCUCUCGCCACCGUCAGGUCAUGGCGCUGUACGACAAGCGCCCGAAGAUCGCCCACGACGUGUGGGUCGCCCCGAACGCGACCGUCGUGGGCGACGUGGAGAUCUGCAACGACGCCUCGAUCUUCUACAACGUCGUGAUCCGGGGCGACCUCAACCAAGUGCGUAUCGGCAACCGCACGAACGUGCAGGACCGGACGGUCAUCCACACAGCGAGCGCCACGAGCCCGGGGUUGGCCCCUGGCGCCCACAUUGGCAACGACGUCACGGUCGGCCAUGGCUGCACGCUCUACUCGUGCACGAUCGAGAACAAUGCGCUCAUUGGGAUGGGCACUAUCGUACUCGACGGCGCUCUCGUCGAGUCCAACACGAUCCUGGCCGCUGGCAGUGUCGUGCCGCCUGGCCGUCGCAUUCCAGCGGGACAACUCUGGGCUGGCAAUCCGGCCAAGUACGUGCGUGACCUGUCGGACGACGAAGUCGCUGAGAUCACGAAGCAGGCCAGCGAGUACCGGAGCAUUGCCAGCACCCACAGCGACGAGUUUUUGCCCUAUGGCACGGCCUACCUGGAUGCUGAGAAGAUUAAAGCUGCUGGCGGCCAGCUGUAG